Molecule: messenger RNA, 2151 nt
Organism: Dacryopinax primogenitus
Lineage: Eukaryota; Fungi; Basidiomycota; Dacrymycetes; Dacrymycetales; Dacrymycetaceae
Product: HlyIII-domain-containing protein
Exons: 3
Coding region: 183-1883 (566 amino acids)
Cellular component (GO): membrane
Molecular function (GO): signaling receptor activity
Source: RefSeq, a predicted model, not a curated record
ACAAGAGGAGGAGAAGACGAGAGAAGUUGAAGGUAGGGAAGGCAGGCCUUCUCACUUUCGCUCAUCAUUCUCCUAUUUAACACGACAGUCGAACGACUCCCAUUCCCUCUUGACGACGCCUUUCAUUCCCCUCCACCCGCGCCCAGCAGGCCAAGAAACUCACCACCUUCCGACACCCAGCAAUGGCAGCUUCAUCCUCUGCCAUUCCGGAGCUUGACUCUCCCACUCCUUCCCUCUCGUCCUCUAGUUCAGCAGACGAAGGUUCCUACUCCUUCACCGCACACCCUCCCUCGACAAUGGCCUCCGCUUCUGCACCAGACCCUCCCUCUCUCACAGCCCUCCUCCUCUCGCUUAGGGUCAUGCUCCUGUCACACCUCGCUGAUGUCGAGUCGAGAAUCGCCAAUUUUGACGCGUCAAGCCUGCCAAAACUCUUUGGUGGAUCACCUUCUGACAUUCUGGAGAAUUCUCCAGCCGCAGAGGACAAUAUUGGACAAGAUGGCGCGUUGAGGAAGUCGCGAAGGAUGUCACGCACUGCAAGCGAGGAAAUCUCGACCCUUCUUGAGUCAAUUCGCGCCGAUGUUGCCCGACAUCUUCCCGCGUUGGAUAUCGAUUUCGAGCUCCCCUCACUUCCAGACUUCGACCUCCCUACCCUACCAGCACUUCACCUCCCCGAGUCUCUGUUUGACACUAUCCGAGCUCAUUCCCCUUCCUUACCGAGCAAUUUUAUUCCCUCCUUGAAGCACCGGCUACAGUCGCUUGCCUCCCUUGCCGCGACGCCGCCUCAGCUCCAGACGCUCCUCAGCUAUGCGGAGAAGGUCCCUCUGGCAAUGGACGAGUUCGAGAGCUCCAGCGAGGAAGAAUUGCUUUCCAAACGCGAGGGUAGGGCCAAGGGAGAGGAAGGGGUAAGCGCAACUUCCGACGAGGAAGACGUGCACGAGCAGGUACCGCUCAUCGUAGGGGGCAGCAAGACAACACGGGCAGAAGUACGGAGGGCAUUGGUGAGAUCGAUCAACGGGGAUAGGCUGAUUCGGUUUGAGGACUUGCCGCAUAAAUGGAAGAACAAUGAGUUCAUCCACACGGGCUAUCGGUUCAUUCCUUUCUCUCGAUGGCCCCUCCUUGCGGCGUCUCUAUUCCAAUGGCACAACGAGACGAUCAACAUCCUCUCUCACCUUUUGCCUACUGUGCUUUUCCCUCUCAUCUCCCUCGUUCCUAUCCCCAACCUCCCCUUGCCGACCUAUUUCUGGCCCUCUUGGCUCGAGAUGCCCGACGUGACCAUCGACGUCCUUCCGUACUGGUAUUUCUGGAGUGCGGCCGCUUGCUGCCUCGCGUGCUCCGUCAUAUGGCAUACCAUGGCCGGCUGCUCGGACAUGCAUGUCUGUGAGUGGGGCGCGCGAGUGGAUUAUGUAGGCAUUGGCUGGCUCAUCUCUGCCUCCAUCACCUCUGCGAUCUACUAUGGCUUCUACUGCGACCCACACACCGCCGCUAUCUACGCGGCCUUCUCCAUCCUCACCGGCGCGCUGGGCACGGUCCUCCCUUUCAUGCACUGGUUCAAUCAGCGCAAGAACAAGAAAUGGCGCAUCGCCUUCUUCGUGACCUGUGCCCUCUCCGCUCUCCUCUUCUUUGCCCAUCUCUCUUUGGAGCACGGCAUCCACGCUACUGGAGAGUUCUACGCACCCAUAGUCCCGAGCGUGGCGGCGUACACCUUCGGCCUCUGCUUCUACGCCUGGCACUUCCCCGAGUGCGCGUUCCCAGGCAGGUUCGACUACAUCGGCGCGAGCCACCAGAUAUGGCACAUUUCCAUUGUUGCUGCAAUCUGGCUCCACUAUCGCGCCAUUGCGAGCUGGCAUGUUGGUGCACUAGAGUACGCGUGCGCCGCUCCCUAGGAAACCGGAGUCCAUCAACGGCGAACUUCCGACAGCUUUGUAGAAGAGACGAGGCGAUGAUGUGUCUGAUCUACUCAGCCGGUUCGGCGAAGAUCAUACGAUGCCGAGUCUCCUUCCGGCUAUUGAUGUUGAAGCUGUGGACUGGACUGGACUGGACUGGACUGUAGACUAAGUCGAAAGACCAUCCGCGUAGAUUAAAUCGGUGACCGCUCCAUUAGAAUGCGGCUCGGAGUGGUGAACACUUUCAUAUUCUGAUCCUCUCCCCCCC